GUCAAGGGCUUCGGGCUCUUCGCGACGCGGCGCCACCGGGCGGGCAACGUCCUCGGCGAGUACGUCGGCGAGGUCAUGCCCCGUGUCAUGCCGGCGCGGCGCUACGCGGAGCUGCGGAACUCGCGCGACGAGAAGCACUCCUACUUCAUGGCGCUGGGCAAGGGCGACGUCAUCGACGCGAGCCGCUACGGCGGCCUCACGCGGUUCUUGAACCACUCGUGCGCGCCGAACUGCGAGGCCGAGAGCUGGAUGGUCAACGGCGAGAUGCGCGUCGCGAUCGCCGCGCUCCGCGACAUCGCGAAAGACGAGGAGAUCACCUUCGACUACAGCUGGUCCAGCGGCGACGCGCGGACGGCGGCGCAGCCGUCGAAGGUGUCGAGCGACCGGCGGUGCCGCUGCGGCGCGCCGAACUGCCGCGGCGUGCUCGGCGACCGCGAG
Aureococcus anophagefferens is the source of this 438-nucleotide messenger RNA. RefSeq lists its product as hypothetical. Gene Ontology annotation, cellular component: nucleus; chromatin. Gene Ontology annotation, molecular function: protein binding; histone H3K36 methyltransferase activity. The transcript has 2 exons. The annotation marks the transcript as partial. NCBI's taxonomy places the organism in Eukaryota, Pelagophyceae, Pelagomonadales, Pelagomonadaceae. The record is from RefSeq and is a predicted model, not a curated record. Gene Ontology annotation, biological process: regulation of DNA-templated transcription.